AGAGAAAGAGCGAGCGGGAGGAAGAAGGAAAGAAAAGGGCGCGAGAGCGAAAAACGGCGAAGAAAAGCGGCGAAUUCUCGCUGUCUACGUGAAACAGUUCGCUGGCAGAGGGAGCAGCCACGCUCCGCGAAGUUGCCUGGAUACGGGCAACACCGUGUUGCGCUCCGCUGAAGUAGGAGGCAGGGAAGGAGGCGGAGGUGGUGGUGCUGCUCCGCGGAAGGAUGGAACGUGCGGUGAACUGUAGUGAGACGAGGAAGACGAUCGCCGGCCAGGCCGCGAACGCAGGUUUCCCCGCGAGAAUGCUCGAAAUGCUGGGAAGCAUCGUCGCGCGAACGUAGCGCGUCACCGCGAGCAAUAACACGCCGGCGUUCAGCGAUCGAGAGCUCGCGGAUACGCACAACCGAGGAGCGCGGGAGAACGUUGGUUAUGACGGCGAAGUCGGGAGGUGCGUUAGCAAAGGCAUCGAGUAUCGAUUAGCGGACGAUUCGCGCGGAAUUGAACUCGACUCGUGACACCUGCACGAUGAUAAUCAGUGGCGCAGCGAGCGACAAAGCGCUUCCGGGCGGCGAUACUCGCGGCGGUGACCGCUGCAUGUAGAGGUGAACACGAAAUAGCAGUGCAGUGCGUCGCCACACGAGACGGGGGGGGGAGGGCCCCACCUCGGUGCCCACACCGGGUAGAAGGAACAUCGGCAAGUCGGUGUCGAGCCUCCGAGCAGCCUGCGAAAAUUCGUCUGCCAUGGCGUACCAGGAGGGAAGUCUAUCGCAGUUGCGAAUAAAGUUUUGUACCACGGUCGCCGCCGGUCUCCAAUUAGUCCUCUUGCUCACCGUCCUACCUCAAGAGAGCCUUUGCGGGCGCCACGAGAAACGCUUAUUGAAUCACCUGCUGUUAAAUUACAACACCUUGGAGCGACCGGUCGCGAACGAGAGCGAGCCGCUGGAGGUGAAGUUCGGCAUCACUCUGCAGCAAAUCAUCGACGUGGAUGAAAAGAACCAAAUACUCACGACCAACGCGUGGCUGAAACUGGAGUGGACGGACUACAACCUCCAGUGGAACGAGUCCGAGUACGGCGGUGUGAAGGACCUUCGAAUUACGCCGAACAAGCUUUGGAAACCGGAUAUCCUCAUGUAUAACAGUGCGGAUGAGGGUUUCGACGGGACGUACCAAACAAACGUGGUGGUCACGCAUAACGGCAGUUGCCUGUACGUCCCUCCGGGCAUCUUCAAGAGCACAUGCAAGAUAGACAUCACUUGGUUCCCCUUUGACGACCAACACUGUGACAUGAAGUUCGGAUCCUGGACCUACGACGGCAACCAGCUCGAUCUGGUACUCAACUCAGAGGAGGGUGGUGACUUAUCCGAUUUCAUCAUGAACGGGGAAUGGUACCUCAUCGGUAUGCCGGGGAAGAAGAACACGAUAACGUAUCAGUGCUGCCCGGAGCCGUACGUCGACGUCACCUUCACGAUACAGAUACGCAGGAGGACCCUCUACUACUUUUUCAACCUGAUCGUGCCCUGCGUGCUGAUAUCGAGCAUGGCCCUAUUGGGCUUCACCCUGCCGCCCGAUUCCGGCGAGAAGCUCACCCUAGGAGUGACCAUUCUGCUGUCGCUGACAGUUUUCCUGAACCUCGUGGCAGAAAGCAUGCCGACGACCUCGGACGCUGUCCCUUUAAUAGGAGUGACCAUCUUGCUAUCGCUGACGGUGUUCCUGAACCUCGUCGCCGAGACCCUGCCCCAGGUCUCCGACGCAAUACCCCUGUUAGGAUCAUACUUCAAUUGCAUCAUGUUCAUGGUGGCGAGCAGCGUCGUGUUGACCGUUCUAGUGCUCAACUAUCAUCACAGAUCGCCCGACAGAUACGUGAUGCCAAAUUGGGUCAAAGUCGUGUUCCUGCAAUGGCUGCCAUGCUUGUUGCGCAUGAGUCGGCCGGGCAAGAAGAUCACGAAGAAGACCAUUCUCAUGAGUAAUCGGAUGAAGGAGCUGGAGCUGCAGGAGAGGAGCAGUAAGAGUUUACUGGCGAACGUUUUAGACAUCGACGAUGAUUUUCGCCAUGGGAACAGCGCCGCCAAUCCCGCCUCGGGCUAUAACAUAAGCAGGUCGGCGUACGGUACACCGUUGUCGACCAGACCGGCGACGGUCGAAGAGACUUCGGCGUCGUUACCUCUCAGCGGCAUGCAGAAGGAACUUCACACGAUUCUCAAGGAAUUGCAGUUCAUCACGAGCCGCAUGAAAAAGGCGGACGAGGACGACGAGGUCAUUAGCGACUGGAAAUUCGCCGCCAUGGUGGUCGACAGGGUUUGCCUGUUCGUCUUCACGAUAUUCACGGUUUUGGCUACGGUGGUGAUACUACUUCGUGCGCCACACAUAAUCGUCCAGUAAUAGACUGCCCCGGUCGAGACACCGAAAAAUUGCACAAAAGAUGCUAGGAAUAGCGCCUCCUGGAAUUCGGAACGACGUCCGACGCGAUUCGAGGAGGCGGCUACGGAGCGCGUCCAAGUGACGGGAAAGCGCGAAAAGACAGACGGACUCGUUUAGCCCUCUUUCGCGUGCGCCCUUUCGCGUGCGACCAGCGCCCCGGGAGACGGGGGCGGGGGCGCGUUCUCGAGUUCUCGGAUUACUCGCCGGGAAGCGCCGCCGGGUCGCGCGGCCCCGGCUUCUUUCGCGACGUGCUGCUUUUCAGUUAGGCAAUUAAGACACUGGGCGAGGAAGAGAGCGAGAUGACAUUCACGAAUGGGAGGACCGACGGGGAGGAUGAACUUCCGGCGGCGGCGGCGGCGGCGGCGGCGGC
Harpegnathos saltator (Jerdon's jumping ant) is the source of this 2785-nucleotide messenger RNA. It is a transcript of the gene nAChRalpha6, whose product is annotated as nicotinic acetylcholine receptor alpha6. Gene Ontology annotation, biological process: monoatomic ion transmembrane transport. Gene Ontology annotation, cellular component: postsynaptic membrane. The transcript is spliced from 15 exons. NCBI's taxonomy places the organism in Eukaryota, Metazoa, Arthropoda, Insecta, Hymenoptera, Formicidae. Gene Ontology annotation, molecular function: transmembrane signaling receptor activity; acetylcholine-gated monoatomic cation-selective channel activity. Bases 739 to 2376 code for a protein of 545 amino acids. The record is from RefSeq and is a predicted model, not a curated record.